UAAAAACUUCAUUAUUUUUUGUGUUUAUAACGUUUUUUUAGUUACUCUGAAAUGAAGAUAUUUUCAUAUGCCCACGCAAGCCAACCAAAAUAAGAGGAAAUUUUCCUCAAAAAAACCCCUAAAAUUACAUUCUAAGUGUUUAUCGCUGCUAAAUAUUCUCUCCUUAUAUUAAAAUCUCAAAAUAAGUAUAUUCUUUCAAAAUAAACAAGAAUUGUGUAUAAAUGAAACAUCGCAGUUUGAAUAAAAAUUGCAAAUACUAAUGAAAUUACAUUUGAAAUUUAUGUACGAACCGAAACGACGCAAACGUUCAUUGCAGCAAAAAGACUCAUUUCGGAAGCAUGCUUCAGUGAUUGCCAGUUGCAGUUUCCCGCGAACAUAAAUAAGCUUGUCUUGUCAAGCCCGCGAUGGUACACGAUUGGCGGAACUAUGCGUCUUAAAUCAUUUGAAUGAGCUGCUCUUGACGCCGGCCGAGUCUGCUACGCCCGGAGCAGAGAGGGGUUCGUCGCUUUGAGUCUUCCCUUUUCAGUGUUUCCGAGAUUCGGCAGCAUGAUAGUUGCGCCACAGUCUUACGCAAUCGUGCCCAAUCUUAAUUUCUGCGGUGCAAUGUCAACAAUGAGCCCAUUUUCUCCCAUCCCCAUGCCCGCUAGUGGACUCGGCAACGCGUGUAAAUUCACUUUCGGCUACAUGACCUUGGUCAACGAAAUUGUCGGUGGCAAGCUUCUUCAAGCCUGGUGGGUGGUAUUUAUUGCGUUUUAUUCUCUUUUUCACUUCCUCGAGACUAAUUCUCAACUUGACGCUCCUGUGUGGGACCGGGGGCUUUGUUGGUGGUCAACGAGCCCGAAGAAAAUUGUACACAAACGAACACAGAUUUGGGCGCGCGUUCCGGAGCUAAAAGUUAGGUUUAAGGGGCUUUAGUCAAAGCAGACAAAGCGGGUCAAUUGGUUACGGUCAUUUAAGAAGCAUGAAUAAUUUUAAAUCGACAAGCAUAACGUGAAACGAAUUUUCUCUUACUCCCAGUUACUUUAAAACAAACCCGUUUUCCAUCAAUAGGUAAGGUGCAUAUCGAAGGAAAGUAAAACUCACGAAGAAAAUGACCUUCCUCACAUCAUUCGUUAACGAUGCCAACUGUCGCUAAUAUUGAGAUGUCGACCAAAUCGACCAAAGUACGGCACCGUACUAGAGAAAUGAUGCCAACCAUACACACAAAGUGUUACUCCAGACGGAUAAGAAAGAUGAACCGACUUGCAAAUUUGCUAUUAAUCUUGUGUUACAUUGUAACGACGGUAGUUGCACAACGGGACACGAUAUGUCCACCGCAAGACAUCAUUCUACCGUGUCGGUGUUCACAGCGUGGCAGUGAAAUACAGAUAUGGUGUUCGCAUAGUGAUUUACCACGUGUUUUGAUGGGUUUAAAAGCCGUUUCGAAGUCCAUCAUCCGUCCCAUCGAUGAGCUUAUUCUGGAGAACAACUUUCUGCCCUCGCUUCCCGGACGAACGUUUGCACCGCUAAACAUUCUACGGCUGAUGCUGCGCCACAACGGUCUGGAGCGGCUUUCGAACGGAUGGCUUAACGAUCUGGACAAAAGCUUGGUGGAGAUCUUCAUAGUGGAGCGUAAUCUGCGCAGCAUUCCUGUAGAUAGUUUAACUGGCCUGCGCAAACUAGAAGCGGUCACUAUACAGAGCGAAAAUCUUAAACGUCUUCCUGACUUUUCGGGCCUUCCGAAGCUGCGGUACAUCAACGUGCAGAGUGGUUCGUUGAUAGAGCUCGCACCACAAUACUUCCGUGAUUUGGCCAGUCUCGAGACGUUGCACGUGACAGGAAGCGGUAGUUUAAACCGGCUAGAAGCGGGUCUGUUUAACGAUCUGCCCAAACUGAAUCUAAUUAACUUGUCGGAGAAUGGCAUCAGCUGGGUACAUCUGCGUACAUUCGUGGGUUUGCCGUCCCUCAAAACGCUUCAGCUGUCCGGUAACAAAAUCACGGACGCUGGCAUGAUCGGCCGAGCGGUGAAGGACAUUCACAAUCUACAGGUGCUGCGUAUGGAUCGCAACAUGAUAUCGAAGCUGAGCGAGGGCAGUUUCGUAGAUUUGCCUUCGCUGAAGGAGCUAUAUCUGAACGAUAACGGUAUAACGGAGAUUUUCCACGGUGCAUUCCAUCGGACGCCUGGUCUGAAGCUCGUCCAUCUAGAGAACAACUACCUGCGACGUGUACAUCCCGAAUCCUUCCUGCAGGCAUCGGGCAGUGGCGUCGAAAUGAUGCAUCUGCAGCAGAACGAAAUUGGUCGCGUGGAAGAGUUGCGAUCGCUGCUAGAUGCACUACCGAUGUUGCGUUUUCUCGAUCUGAGCUACAACAAGCUGGAAGCAAUUCCCUUCGGUGCACUGCGAGGACAUGGAACGUUAGAACAGUUGUAUCUGAAUCAGAAUCGCAUCCGUAUGAUCGAACGGGAUGCUUUUAUGGCGAUGCCGGGAUUGCGUGAGCUACGGCUGCAGAACAACUCGCUACACGAUCAGCUGCCGAUGCCGUUCUGGAACCUGCCUGGACUGAAAGGUAUAGACAUUUCGUACAAUAACUUCCGCCGGAUGGAUCCGAAUUUGCUCGUCGGUGUUCCAUCUCUUCGACGGUUGGACAUCAGUGGAAACACACUGUCAGUGAUUGAUGCUGCCGCGUUCAGUCACACACCGAUGCUGGAAACGGUCAACAUCUCUUUCAACGAGCUAACGCUUAUCCAUUCUGCAACGUUCCGCGAUAUGAACCACAUGUUUGAGCUUGAUGCAGGAAACAACCAUUUGCAGGAGUUUAUCCCGGGCCUACCGGUUGCGGUGGAGCGAGUGAAUUUGCAUGGCAAUAAAAUCACGCAACUACCACCACCGACCACUGCCAGUCAGCUGUGGGAUUUGCCGAACCUGCGCAUGCUGGACAUUAGCAGUAACCAGUUGACACGUCUACCAAGAGCAGUCUUUAAGCCGACUCCACAGCUGCGCGUCCUAAGCUUAGCUCGCAACGAGCUGCAGUCUGUCGACGAUGGAAGUCUCGCCGGUUUGGCACGAUUAGAGAUACUGAACCUGCAGGAUAAUCGAGUGCUCGCACUGCACGAACGGUGCUUUAGUCCGCUGGAAAAUCUUCGCGAGCUUAACCUGCAGGGAAAUCGGAUCGAGGUGCUGGUGGAUAAUCUGCUUGAUAGUAACGCACUGCUGGAGCAGUUCGAUGCGUCACGUAACAGCAUCGUGGAGAUAUCACCGAAAGCAUUCCGCAACAGUCGAUCACUGCAGACUUUGGAUCUUUCGUCGAACCAGCUGCGUGAAUUGCCGGAAUCAUUGUCCGGGCUAGCGGAGCUCCGUGAGCUUGAUGUUAGCUUCAAUCAACUGACGGAACUGUCGCCGAAUGUGCUGGUGUCCUGGCGUAAUCUGGAAGAGCUGAAGGUUUCCAACAACAAGGUGAACCAGCUGCAUCAGGGUUCGUUAAGGAACUUACCGUUGCUACAGUAUCUGGAUCUUUCAAGCAACGAGUUGACGCUGUUGGAGCAUGGUUCGUUGAGGAACUUGCCUGAAUUGCAGGAACUCGUACUAGCGGACAACAGAUUGACGGAGCUGAAAGAUCGUGUGUUUGAAGAUCUUCCCAGUUUACAGGCCGUACAUCUACAACAGAACAACUUGCGCUACAUAUCACCGUACAGCUUCUAUCGCUCGCCCUCGAUUGUGUACCUUAAUCUGUCAGCGAAUCAGUUCCGCAGUCUCGAUAGCGUUGGUUUGCGAAGUGUUCGAAAUCUGGAAGUGCUCGAUCUUACCGGAAACAGUAUACGCAAGAUCACCCCGAGUCCUCUGCGUGGCCUCGACUGGUUGGUGGAGUUAAAGCUGGACAAUAACAAAAUCUGCGGAAUUCAAGGUGAACCUUUCGCCACAAUGCCUCGGUUACGUGUGCUAAGUAUGCGCAAUAAUCAGAUGUCACGCGUUCCGGAACCGAUCUUUCGAAGCUUGCGUACGAAUAUUGCGAUACUCGAUGUGGACGGCAAUCCGUUGGAUUGUAGUUGCGAGAUGCUUUGGUAUAUGGCAUGGCUGCAGGAGAGUCGAAGCCUCUAUCCCGGUCCUCGCUGCAGAGAUGGGAAGAUGUUACUGGAUAUGCGAUUAUCGCGUACCGAUUGCCAAACCGGAGCAAGAACGGCCCCAGGACAAAAUGGCGAACAUCCGCUGACAAACGAUCACGGCGAUGUGUUUGUUCGUGCGCUCGACUACGAUGAAUGUGUAGGUUCCGAGAAUUAUGAAGUACCGCCAGGACCAUCACCUCCAUUCCGGCCAGGGUCACCGUCUCCGGGUGAUAGUGACUACUUCUACGAUCAGUACGUCGACUAUCCCAACGCAUUGAAUGACACUCGAUUAGCAAACGGUCAACGUUUCAACAAUACUCCUUUCGCGGAAGACUCACAGCGUAAUUUUACUACAAACUUUGUCGAUUUUAACAACAAUAAGUUCAACCAGUUCCAGCGUCCUCCACAAGGUGUACCACCUCCAGCUGGUGGGCAAGAUUCAGGAUCACCGUUUACCUUCUUCGGUUUGCCCAUACCGAGCCUUAACAUUGGCAAAAUGUUCGGUGGUGCAGGACGUAAUGCAAACAAUCGAGCAUCGGGCGGAACACGUGCAAAGGGACGCGUACAGGUAUACAAACAGGGUGAACCGGAACAGAGCAUCAUCUAUCGGAACGAUGGCAUUAAGACGGAUACGGUGGUAACGCUGAAAACACCGUCGGAUCCAUUGGAUAAAAAUGCCGGAGCUACGAACGAGAACAAUCUGUUUUAUCGCCCAUACUUCCAAACAUCCUUCCGACAGCAGCCUCCGGUGGAGGUCCAAAAAGGUGGCUUUACACCGAUGCUUCCUGGUACGGUCGGUGGAUUUACGCCCAUCACUGAUCCGACGUUGAAGGUUAUUAAUCAAAACUACACGCACGAACCACCGGGCAAGUGGCCAACGGAAUUUAACGAGCGUGUACCUUUGGUAACUGAACCGACGCGUUACUUGCAGCAGAAUAAGUUUGAAGCCACUAUCAAACCAUCGCACAACAGUGCGCCUUAUUUUGUUGAUGGAAUAACGCAUCACAUUCCGGGAAAGCAAGAAAACCUUCCACCGAUGGUACCACCGAAACUCACCAAUCUGAACGAUAAGCUGACCAAUGCCGUGGGUAAUGCUGGACAACGAAAUAAUGCCACGGGAUCGUUACCAUCGCAUUCCGAAAUGGAAGAGGACGACGAAGAUGGUGAUGAAUCCGUUGACGACGAUGAGGAAACUGCCGACGACGAAGACAUUGAUGGCGGUCAAAAUGAAUCCGAAACGAAUUCGCAGGGAGGAUCACAACAUAACGACAACGAUCUCACCACACGUCUUUCAAUCGAGUUGGCUACACCGACCAUUGGUUCUACUGUAAGCGGUGGCUUCAACAAGGCGUACACUACACCGAAUCCAACGAUCCGUGAUUUGGCGCGUACACCCACCCGGGAGUUUUACGACAGUUCCAGCAACACUCCAUCGUCCCUUUCGGCGCUCAUUGCACCGGGAUCAGGGCAUCGACCACCGGUGGGCAAAUCUACCAUUGAAAAAGUGCCCGCACCGGUUUCUUCUACCGUGACACCGUACUUCCCCAACACAACGCCCGGAAUGCAACACCGAGUGGUACCCAAGAUCGAAACCGAUAGUGGAGAUCGUCAUUACGGAUCGCCGAACAUUAUCGACCUGUCACCGUCGAGUCACCAUCAUGCCGAUGCGGAUAGUGUGAAUGAGAUACGGAAGCGUGAGGAUAUGGAUUGGUAUUUUGCCAAUUACAACCACACGCAACACUACGAUUUCGAUGAGCUCGAAAUCAAUAGCUUCCGUAGUGCGGGAGUGGUAGUGAAAGGUGCUGCUAUCGUGUCCCUGAUGGCCAUCCAUACGAUCGUACGGUUAUGGGGAAUAGUAUUUUUAGGGUAAAGCUCUUGAAGAGCUACGGGAUGAAUAAUGGGAUGGGAUCAAAGAUUUCACGGGAAGCUAGGCUCCGCCAAAGGAAUACUAAGUGUUUUGCUGAACGUAGGAAUUACAAGGGAGGGAUGUUUUAAACGAAAAUUGGGGAAAUAAUCGUUUUGGGAUUUGUUACAUUUUGUUUUAGAUUUACACUAGGCGUAUGAUGCAACAUGUAAGCGUGAUUUGCUUUCGUAAUAAUGCAGAAAAUUGUAUAAAUCGUGCUAAUGAUUGAUUUGCUGUAUUGGAUAAAAGUUUUAGCCUUUAAUAAACCAAAUUUCUGUUCGCACAUACAUAUUACAACCAACUCAAAAGUUAUUGUAUAAAAAAAUUACUAUCAAUUCUUUGACCU
Molecule: messenger RNA, 6327 nt
Organism: Anopheles funestus (African malaria mosquito)
Lineage: Eukaryota; Metazoa; Arthropoda; Insecta; Diptera; Culicidae
Gene: atk
Product: protein artichoke
Exons: 4
Coding region: 1119-5948 (1609 amino acids)
Cellular component (GO): extracellular matrix
Molecular function (GO): protein binding
Source: RefSeq, a predicted model, not a curated record